AAUAAUAAAUAAGUGUAUUAGUUAUUCUGUUUAUCAUAUUUGCGCUGUGAUCGCUAAAUAAUUAUUUACGAUGUCUCAGAUUAUAAAUAUAGAUGGAAGUUUGCAAGAAGGGGGUGGUCAAAUUCUGCGUAUGGCACUUUGCUUUAGCGUCCUUUGUAAGAAGCCGGUACGGAUAUACAACAUUCGCGGAGGAAGGAAAAAGCCUGGAUUGAUGGCCCAGCAUACCAAAAGUAUAGAAUUGCUGCGAGAUAUUUGUAAAGCUAAUGUUAAAGGUUUAGAAAUUGGGUCAAUGGAAAUUGAAUUCUAUCCUCGAGAAAUAGGACAAGGUACUUUCAAAGCCCAUGUGCAAACUGCCGGUAGCGUAAGCCUGUUAAUACAAGCUGUACUACCAGUAGCAAUUUUCGGAUCUGGACCGAUCACAUUAGACCUGAAGGGGGGUACCAAUGUCGAAAUGGCCCCACAAGUAGAUUUCAUGACCGAGAUAUUUCGGCCAAAUAUGGAAAAGUUUGGUGCCACGUUCGACUUCGAUUUACUUCGCAGAGGCUAUUUUCCAAAAGGAGGAGGACACUGCGUGGUAAAUAUAAGGUCGACCCGCUCAUUAAAACCCGUUAUCCUAGAAGAUGUUGGAACUAUCAAACGUUGCUUUGGUUGGAGCUUUGUAUCUGGUUCCGUUCCAAUGCGAGUUGCUAAUCAGUUGUCUAGUGGAGCUAAAAAUGCUUUGAAACGCAUUUCCCGGGAGAACAUAGAAAUUGAGGAGUAUCGGGAAAGUGUAGAUAUAGCUCCAGAUAAUUGUUCCGGAAUUAUAUUAGGCAUCGAAACAACCACAGGUUCUAUAAUAGGGGGUGCUGCUCUAGGAAAUCGUCAGAAGGAUUCUUUCGUUAUAGGCGAAGAAGCCGCUAACGUGAUUACUUCCGCGUACAAUUUGCGAGCGUGUGUCGAUCGUCAUGUUCAGGAUAUGUUAGUAGUGCUAAUGGCUCUCGCCGAUGGCUAUAGUAAAAUUAAAACGGAGCCGUUAACUUUACAUACACAAACAGCAAUUUACGUGGCGGAAUUGAUGACUAAUGCCAAAUUUACAGUAUCAGAACAGGAAGAUGGUAGCUUUAUUAUAGAUUGCGUUGGAAUUGGCAUCAAAAAUCAAAGCCAGUAGCCAGUAGUUAAAAGUGAUAUAAUGUAAGUUAAGUAAAACCUGCCAAUUAAGAAAGAUGAAAAUUUCAAUUUUGACUGUGUUAAGGCACAUGGCCGUUUUUUGAAAAAAUCAGUAUUUUCAUAUUUUAUUACAUACGUACAAUAUUAUUACAAUAGUACGCUUAAGCUACUAUUGCUUCACGGAACAAACGCGGAGCAAUAAAAGGUCGCUUCCGUAAAAUCAUAUUUUUCAAAGUUCAUGUUCGUUUUUCUCGGAAACGUGACAACGUAUGGAGCAAAUUUUAUUUUGUGUUGUUAGUAGACGGUUGGACAAGACUUUUACAACAUGUAAGAUUUGCAAACAAACAGAAAUCUAGAUAAAAGAAGAAGAAAAAAGCUUAUUUCUCGAUCAGUUUUUUCUUCUUUAAAAAGCCUAAAAACAAUAAUUUUUAAAUUUAAAAACGGCCAAGUUUUUUUAACGCACUGAAGUAAUUUUAUUUGGUUGUUUUUUUUUGGAUUUUACUCAGAAAUGGAGGAACUUGUAGACUUAAUUCCUAUUACAUUGUUCAUUUUAUGCUAAAGUAACCACAUAUCUUUUUUGCCAGUCUCCUUAAGGUUUAAGGGUUACGCUUCAAAUGUUUCAAACGACGCUGUUAUUUAUACCUUUAACCAAUUAUGACCCGACCCGAUCAUUGAAAUCAUGUAUUAAAUUUCAUACGAUAGGACAUAACGGGUUAACUUCGUUACUUUCUUCUACCAUUUCUUUUUUCUACUUGUAAACAUUUCCGUAAAAUUCGGAUAUCUGACAUCCUACAGAACUACAAAUUUCUUUAAUCAGGCUUACCGUAAGCCAGAUUAAACAAAUCUAGUUAAAAAGUUUCAUUCUUAAUUGAAAUUAAGUCCUGGGAUUGUAUUACUUAAAUUCAA
This is a messenger RNA of Sabethes cyaneus, 2052 nucleotides long. RefSeq names its product RNA 3'-terminal phosphate cyclase (gene Rtca). Lineage: Eukaryota; Metazoa; Arthropoda; Insecta; Diptera; Culicidae. The transcript has 5 exons. Gene Ontology annotation, cellular component: nucleus. Gene Ontology annotation, molecular function: RNA-3'-phosphate cyclase activity. Gene Ontology annotation, biological process: RNA processing. The record is from RefSeq and is a predicted model, not a curated record. The coding region runs from base 71 to 1147 and encodes 358 amino acids.